AUGGCUUACUUCACACGAUUCCCUUCUGACGACUUCGCUCCUCUCUUCCGUCUUCUGGACGACUACGACAGCCACCGUGCUACUCGUCCGAAGAACACCCAGCAGGUCACUCCCGUCCGCACCUUCGCUCCCAAGUUCGAUGUGAGGGAGUCGCAGGAAGGUUACUACCUGGACGGCGAGCUUCCUGGAGUCAACCAGAAGGAUGUUGAGAUCGAAUUCAGCGACGCUGAGACGCUCGUCAUCAAGGGCCGCUCUGAGCGCGAAUCCACCAAGACCAACGUCGAUGAGAACCAAAAGCAAAUCGAGGGCCACAAGCCUCACCAGCCCACCGUUGAGGAUGAGGAGGAGUCCGCCGAAACAACCAACGCCGUGACCAAAUCCGAUAAGCAAGUCGCGAAGCAAACCGAGCAGCCUCAGCACAAGUACUGGAUCAGCGAGCGCUCGAUCGGUGAAUUCCAGCGCACCUUCACCUUCCCAACGAGAGUCGACCAGGACAACGUCAAGGCCAGCCUGAAGAACGGCAUCCUCUCAAUCUUUGUUCCAAAGGCUGCCGCCCCAACUUUGAAGAAAAUCAGAGUCGAGUAA
Molecule: messenger RNA, 585 nt
Organism: Paecilomyces variotii
Lineage: Eukaryota; Fungi; Ascomycota; Eurotiomycetes; Eurotiales; Thermoascaceae
Product: 30kD heat shock protein
Exons: 1
Coding region: 1-585 (194 amino acids)
Biological process (GO): response to salt stress; protein folding; response to heat
Source: RefSeq, a predicted model, not a curated record